Sporisorium graminicola is the source of this 1650-nucleotide messenger RNA. RefSeq lists its product as uncharacterized. The transcript has a single exon. The coding region runs from base 1 to 1650 and encodes 549 amino acids. NCBI's taxonomy places the organism in Eukaryota, Fungi, Basidiomycota, Ustilaginomycetes, Ustilaginales, Ustilaginaceae. The record is from RefSeq and is a predicted model, not a curated record.
AUGGGACAGGGCCACGUGAUCCAGGCCAAAAUCGGAAUGAGGCCUAAGAAGAAAAAGAGCAGCAGAGGCGCUGCAUCCGAAAAUGCCAAUUUUCUUCUUGGAUCAGCAUUCCUUGCAACAUCCUCCCCAUUGAUCCAGCAUUCUCUCGACCACGACGACGACGACGUUCCGCACCCUUUUGUCGAGCAUAGAGCGUACGGCUUUGAACAGAUCUGGCCAUCCAACGCCCGGUCCAGCGCUCUCACAAUACUGCAUAACAAGAUGCGUUCACACAACUUUGCUAGGACGGUGCUCCGUAGCGCUGCACGCAACAACGUCAGCUCGCAACCGCAGAUCGCACGCUCAGCGUCGCUGAACCUACUCCCGCAGCGUGUUGCCGUUCAUACCGCUGUAGCAUCCACCUUUACCACAUCAUGCAGCUCAAGUCCGCGAGCAUUCAGCUCAAGCAGUGUGGAUCUCAAGAAGAAAUCCAAGAAGAACGCCUUUGCUGCUGUGGAAGACGACAUGAUCUCCGAGCAGCGAGAGCAAAACGACGAAUUUGCGCAAGAGGACGAUGAAGAUCUCUUUGGCGGUGUCGCAGAUGUCAGCAGUGCUCCUUCUGGCUCGUCUACGGGCACAACGACCGCAUCCAUGUCGCGCGUCGAGUUCGCCAAAGCUUUGGAAGACUACCGUGCUAGUCUCGAUUGGGAGUCCAUCGACCGGGGACAGUUCCCGAGCCUUUCGCGUUGGCGCAACCUCGCUGGCCAUGCCAUCGACAAGCAAGAGUUUGAGGCUUUGCUGGAAGUAGCAAAGAUGUACCGUGACAGGGUGGGCAGUCUUGGUGUUGAGAGUGGGGCGCGAUUCGCUUCGAGGGCCAGCAAGAAGAGGCUGCCCGAGCUGGCGUUGAACGCAUUCUUGGACCGAUAUGCGUACGGACUCGAGUACGACUUGGAAAGCCUGCUCGUGGUCCAGGAAGGGUUGGUGAGGAAGUUGGGCAGAGGUCAGAGGGAGGAGAUCUUGGCAAGUGCUGAGAUCGAAGGCGCCCCCGUGCAGGAGAGCGACUUGCUCGGUGUGGUGCCUUCGGACAGCGGGGCUAGCGAGGAAGGUGCAGAGGCGGAUGGGAAGGCGCAAGCCAUCGAAGCACGCCAUGAGCUGGACAUGCCUCUUGCAAGGGCGCAGCUUUCGAUCAUCGAUCGAAUGUCGAUCCUGACUUCUUUGUCCGCUACCCUCUCCUCUACACCUGCCCCUUCACCAACAUCCCAACUCGAUCCUUUCCUUGUUUCAUACCUCACACGAGCGUACAUACAAACCUUCCGCCUCGUCGCGGAUCGCCGUCGCACCGCCACCAACCCGCUCCUCACUCAAAUCCUCGCACGAACAGACAAGCUCGUCUCGCUCCUCACUUUGUCCGCCCAGCAAUCCCUCUCCUCCCCUCCUGCAGCUAGUGCGGUAUCGCCGGCCCAACGCUCAGCUAUCUUGGGUAGGAACCUCUCGGCAACCCUCAGCUACGUUGCCAUCCGAGGCCAGGAUAAGUUCAAGGACCCGCUCUCCGGUGAAAAACUGGACCCCGUUAGGACGCUGUACAGAUUUAUGGACCGAGUGGAUCGAGAGAAGAGCAACACACUCGUCAGGAAGGUCGAACCUUUGCUACAGACGUAUUCGUCGCUCUGA